Phoenix dactylifera (date palm) is the source of this 1268-nucleotide messenger RNA. RefSeq lists its product as uncharacterized. The record is from RefSeq and is a predicted model, not a curated record. Lineage: Eukaryota; Viridiplantae; Streptophyta; Magnoliopsida; Arecales; Arecaceae.
ACGCCCCCCCCCCCCCCCCCCAACCGUCCUUUCCGCCGCCGCCGCCGCCGCCGUCGCCGUGUUGUAAAACCCCGACCGGAUAGAGAUGACGCCGCCGGCGGACACCGCGCCGACGGAGCAGGAGCUGGAGGUGGCUCGGAUACUUCGCAAGUUCCCGAAGCUCGUCCUCGAGGCCGAGGCCCGCCGCCUCCCCGAUUUCCUCCGCUGGGGCGCCCGCCGCCGCCGAACGGCCCUCGGCGAUGACGACUCCCUUCUCCGCCUCCCCCCUCCUCCUCCUGCUCCUAUUUCCCCUCCUCCCGAUGGAAACGAGGAGACGAAGGACGGCCCCCGCGGCGGCGGGGCCACCUCCAGCCCCGCGACCCCGCUCUCCUUCCCGGCGAGCGGCGGCGAGGAGCCCGACUCCCGACGGCCGCGGCCGUCCUGCUCUUCCCUGAAGGCUUUCAAGAACCCCAAGCAGCACAAGGAGUGGGUCAAGGAACAGAGCCAGUUGAUCGCCUCGUUAUCCGAGCAAAAAGUCGAUCUCCAGCGCUCAAUAGCGGAGUACAACGCCCUCUACGAGAAAUUACAAGCAAGACAUUCUUGGCUGAAAGACCUGCAAUCCAAGGUAGCACGGGAGGCGAUGGAAGAGGUAGGGCAGAGACGGACGCAGCGCCAAGACGGCAGCUUCGGGCCGGCCCCGCCGGGCCCCACCACCCUCCAAUCGCCAGCCGCGCGUUCCAUGGUGGACCCCCACCACCGCGCCUAUUGGUCGGAGAUGGGCCGCGCGGCCCUUCCGCCGCCGCCGGUAUAUCGGGCUGCCGUCCGGGGGAACCCGGCGCCGCCGCCGCCGGCGGAGAGGUGUGCGUCGUUGGACCUGAACGCGAGGCCGGAGGAGGAGGAGUGGGAGCAGCUGCAGAGCAGCGCGUACAAGGCGGCGAUGUCAGCGCAGGCGAGGAAGAGGAGGCUGGAGAUACAGCGGGAGAAGAACUCCUACUCUUCUUCUUCUACUUUGUUUUCUAGGACUCAUAAGAUGCCACGAUUGAGCUGAUAACUUUUUGCUUCCCCCCCACCCAAAAAAAAAACUUUUUUUGGGCAUUAAUUGUUUUGUUCUUUUAAUCUUUAGCCUUUUCAACUACUGAGAGGAGAGGAAGUGGGUGGGAUUUUGGCUUCCUUGCAGGGAGGAGGGGUGGGAAUUGUAACAUAUGGUUUGAUUGGAUAUGGAUAUGGGAACGGUCCCCGAAAUUCUGGUGGGCCCGCAAUGUAUUUGUUUGCAUAGCCGGUUUCUUUUA